ACUGCAGUGCACGCCGCCAGCCUCGGUCACUGCAUUGUGAGCUUGUGGGAUGGGGCGGGUGGCCGGAGGCAGGGGUCUGGUCACUGAACCGUGGGCUUCACUCUGCAGCCUUCCUGCGUGUCCAGGUUUCCUGAAGAACCCAUGAUGUCCUCAGGUGCCUAUCUCUUCCAGAUACAAGAAGAACUUACUCCCGAGAAAUCCGCAUGUUUGAGGUGCCCCCUCUGCAAUGGCAUCUUGGCCUGUGCUGGCCUGGGUCCUGCUCAUGAGCUUCGUUGCUGACUGCCUGAAAGGAAUUCAAGCCCGAGACUUUACAGUGAAAGAUAUUGUCUAUCUUCAUCCUUCAACCACUCCAUACCCUGGGGGAUUCAAAUGUUUCACCUGUGAAGAAGCAGAAGACAACUAUGACUGCAACCAGUGGGCUCCAGACAUCUAUUGUCCAAGAGCUACAAGAUAUUGCUACACCCAACAUACACUGGAAGCCAAUGGAAAGAGUGUAUCUGUUACUAAGCGCUGUGUGCCACUGGAGGAUUGUUUGUCUACAGGAUGCAUAGAUCUCCAGCAUAAAGGGCUGAAGGUCUGCACUUCCUGUUGUGAGGGAAACAUCUGUAAUUUGCCAUUACCCAGAAAUUCAAGCGAUGCCAUCUUUGCAACGACAACUCCCAUAAAUCACGUACAGAGACAUUUGCAAAGUGCAUCAGUCAUAAUGUCAUGUCUCCUGUUAGUCUUUGCUAUGUAGAUGUACUAGGAUAAAGUGCCAGUUACUCAUUGAAUGCUUUUCUCAAGGAUGGAAAUAUUUAUGAAUACAUAUGACUUUAAUAUAUGUUUUUUAAACCUUUUUUUUAAAGUGACAUUUCUAAACUUACCGUCUUGAAUUCCUUUAGCCUUGGCUGAUUAAAAAGCCUUAGUUUCUGAUCUGGGUCUUUAAAAAAAAAAAAAAUGACAGGAGGGGGAGUCUGUUGUAAGUCUAAUACUUUGAAGGAAAAUGUUAGUAAUCAAAAGAUUUUGGUCACUGAAAUACUUGAUGGAAAGUGUAUAUUUGUUUCUAAAUUGUUGCUCUCUGCUUAUAUCUAUAAUCUUGUACAUAACAGUAAUACCAAUAGAAGAUCAUGGCUCCCCAUUAAACUAACUCUACUAUGCAAAAAAGGCUUUUGAUUGAACAACUGACAGUGCUAAAGAAAUAUUAGUUGAUUGAUCAUUCUAGUUUUAAUCAGCUGCGUACAUUUCCAUAUGAACGAAACAAUCAUUUUGAAGAAAAAAGCAUUCUUUGUUCAUGUGUGCAUGUAGAACGGAUGCCAUCUUCAAAGAUGGUUCCUGCAAUCUAUGCUUCUUUUGGUAAGUAUUAGCAUUUUUAAAAUAUGUAGCAUUUUCUUCAAUCUAUUGCCCAGUUAAUUUGGGUCAUCCUUUUAAUCUGUCAAGAAGCUAUUGAUUAGUUAAACUUAACCAAUUAAAUAGACAUAAGGCUAUAGUCCUGUACAGACGUACCUGAGACUAAAGUCUCAUUGAGGCUUUGAGUAGAGAUAUAUAAGAUUGCUCUGUAAGGUUUGAUACCCUGUGCACACUUACCUGAGAAUAAGUCCCAUUUGGACUGAGUGGAACUUACCUCUGAGUAAACAUGCCUAGAAAUACUUUUGGCACAUGAGAUGGUUUAUUUUACUUACUAGACCACAAUAUUUAUUUUUGUAUGACAUGAUCAGAAUUGGUGGCGUGUUGUACAAUGUUCCAUUCUGAAGCAACUACUGGCAGUGCUACUGUUAAUGCACAGGCUGUAUUUGCAUGUCAUGAUAAACCAUGGCUAAUUAUUUACUGUGAAGGGACAGAUGGCUCCCAGUUGUUUCCUCUCCACUAGUGAGUGGAAGAAAUGAGCUGUGUUCCUUGGCUUAGUACUACAUCUGAACUGGGGUUCAUGAUUUGUAUGGAACGAAAGUUAUUCCUGGUUCAUGUGACAUGCUAAGUCAGCGCUUAGUGAUUGGUUUCUGCUGCUUGUGCUUUCAGAGUGAUGUGGAACCUGUCUGUGUAUUCAUGAAAUGGAAAUGGACUGCCUUCAAGUCAAUCCUGACUUAUGGCGACCCUAUGAAUUGGGUUUUCAUGGUAAGCGGUAUUCAGAGGGGGUUUACUAUUGCCUCCCUCUGAGGCUGAAAGGCAGUGACUGGUCCAAGGUUACCCAGUGAGCUUCAUGGCUGUGUGGGGAUUCAUAGUAAACAAUUAACCAUGAGUUAUCAUGAUCUCUGUUUGCAGCCUAUAUGUAUAUUUUGUGAUAAAUGACUUUUUUUAAAUUAGUGCUGGCAGGGAAAAGUAAAGUUGAAGUAAAUUCAAAUAUGUGUCACUGGCUUAUGGAAGCAUAAACACUUAAUAGAAGUUUAUAUACAAUGAACAGCCAUGUAAUCAUGCAUUAUUGUGAUUUUUAUGAGUUGUUUUCAGGUUAUUGUUUUGUUUGAUUAAUGCUGAUCUGGAGGAACUGGCACUUUACCAAAUUAUAAUAUAGAUUCAUGCUAUAAACCUGGUGACGGGGGAGAGAGAGAAAAGGAGGAGGAACUGUAUGAUCAAAUAAGGAAGAAAACUUUACUAAAUCCUAAGUGCUCCACAAACAUCUCUGUCCAAAGCAAACAAACAAGCCAUUCACCAGCCUCAUAUUGUGUGUGUGUGCAUGCAAGGAUAUCCAAAUCCUAAAAUAUUUGUAAUUUAGCCACUUUGUGAUGACAUGAGCCAUCAUAUUAAUUGCAACAAAGAAAGCAGGAGUUUGUGUAAAUGUAAAUAUAUUGCCCCUAUUAAAAGUAAAGGUAUAAACCAUAUAUACACAGCCAUCUGAACUGGAGACAAUUAUCUAGAAGAUAUUUUCACUAUUUUUUUCAGUAGAUGCUAUUUCCACAUAAUAAUGUACUCUGCACUUAAUGGAUCGGGGAAUUAUUUGGGAGUAAGAUCCACUGACAAUUUGAGUCAUGGUUAGGUAAAGUUAGUCAUAAAAUCACAUUGUAAGCAAUGAGAUUUAUUUAGUUGUGUGACUAACUUAUGUUCUUCUGCUUUCAAUAGGAUUUAAUCAUUACUAACACCCUGAAAUAUAUUCAGGUCACAGGGUGCCCCUAUGCAGUUUCCCCUUCCUGUUGCACGUAUUCCAUUCCAGAAGACUCCUUAACCCGCAGGAGUGACUUUUUGGGGGUGUAGGGCAACAAGAAAAUCCUCUCCCUCUUCCUGUUCUUAGGACCCAAGCCAGUUAUAUCCCUGUGCAAGCAAUGGCUUGUUUUUUGAGUUAUUUUCUUCACGACACACGUCAUGCACAUUUUAAUCCACAACACCCUAUUUCAUACACAGCUGAUCUGACAUACUCUUUUCCUGAGACCCUGAGCAUAAACUGGUUUCAGUAAAAUUACAAAUCAAAGGGAUGCAACCUUGAAAAUUGGGACAAUACAUCCACUGUUGUUGGCAUAUCACUAAAAUGACUGGUACUGGACAACGGGUAUGACUUCAGACAGCCUUUUGUCUUCCUCACUACUGAGCUCAUUUCAUAGCAUACCCUUAAACUUACUAAAGUCUUUACUGGGACUGAAACUAUGUGCCAAAAAUGUUUGAUUUGUAUGCUCUUAAAGUCGUGAUGCAUCAGUAAUUUGGAAAGUCCUUUCCACACUGUAGAAAAUACUACAGGGCACCUAAGUUAUCUACACGCUAGUCCAUUCACCACAUGGAGGCAAUUAGAAGUGGCAUCCCUAUGUGCGCUCUCCAAAGCACUACUGUAAUGUGUAAACACGGCUCCUUGUGGUUUUAGGUCAUAUGGAGAGUUUCUGUACUAAUAUUGUCAGUUCAUGGUGGUGGCUGGUGAUGUGGGGAAAAAGUGAAAUGUGUGAUUAGCUUUUUUUUUUACAAGUUACAGUGCAGAGAAGACAUAAUGGGAAUGUUGUUUUAAACUGUCUCCAUGUGAUAGGGCUAGUCUACAUAUUAAUCACUAAGAAAUCUUUUUUACACUGUUUAUUCCUUACCAAGUAAUGUGUUGCAUACAUUGUGAUCUCUGAAAAGGUUGGUUGUUGAAUGUUCUAGCCAUAUGGUUUAGCCCUUCUCAUUCAUAAGGAGGAACGACUGAAUUGUCCUGUCUGUGAAAGAUGUUAUGAAUGUAAUACAGUGUCACUCAGGAAAGUCAUAUACUACUCUGUAACAGUUGAAUUGGAAUGCACUUUGAAAUCUUAAUUUUAAAAUUUUACAGUCCAAGCAUGAUGAUGUGCUAAAUUUGUAUUUCCACAUUUGUAUUUCAAUCUGAAUUUUAGAUUUUUAGGCUGUGAAAAAUGAUCCACCCUCCAAUUUCAUUAUGAAAAUGUGUAUAUGUUAGGAGCAUGAUAAUCUAAAGCCAUAUUUGUGCAAAGUUCCUGGUUAGUCUCCUUUCUACUGUUUUUGUAU
Rhineura floridana is the source of this 4380-nucleotide messenger RNA. RefSeq names its product LY6/PLAUR domain containing 6 (gene LYPD6). The transcript is spliced from 6 exons. Gene Ontology annotation, molecular function: acetylcholine receptor inhibitor activity. Gene Ontology annotation, biological process: positive regulation of canonical Wnt signaling pathway. The record is from RefSeq and is a predicted model, not a curated record. The coding region runs from base 227 to 736 and encodes 169 amino acids. Lineage: Eukaryota; Metazoa; Chordata; Lepidosauria; Squamata; Rhineuridae.